Molecule: messenger RNA, 1257 nt
Organism: Brassica rapa (field mustard)
Lineage: Eukaryota; Viridiplantae; Streptophyta; Magnoliopsida; Brassicales; Brassicaceae
Source: RefSeq, a predicted model, not a curated record
AUGAAAGACCGGAUGCUCGAAGGGCCUACUUCAGCGCCACUGAUCGAACGCGCUCUGGCCAAAACCCUAAAACUCCCUUUUUCCCGGCGAAUCACCGACGUUCGGUACCGACCAGCCGAGAAAAUUCGCCUUCCGACAUACGCCGGAAAGGCAGACCCAACCGACCACAUCACUGCUUUCAACAUCACGAUGGGUCGAACUAACUUCUCCGAAGAGGAAAGAGACGCUGGCUAUUGUCGCCUCUUCAUCGAGAGUCUUCAAGGACUAGCCCUCGGGUGGUUCACUGGAUUGGAGCGAGACUCCAUCAAUGACUUUCACGACCUGACGACUGGAUUCCUCAAGCAGUACAUUAUGUUUAUGAGACAAGGAGCGACCUUAUUUGACCUUUGGAAUCUAUCUCAAGGGGUGAACCAAAGCCUCCGCGACUUCAUGGAAAAGUUUAAAACGGUCGCCUCGAAGGUGCAAAUCCCAGACAGCGUCGCCGUCGACGCGCUAAUGAAUAACCUCUACUUAAAGUCCCUCUUUCGCAAGGAUCUCCACAGAAACCCCACCACUUCGCUCCAGGAUGCUAUCGCGAGGUCGAACAACUUCAUCCGAAUGGAAGAAGAUACAACAGCGAUACUCAAGAAAUUGAACACGGCCGCUAAACCGGCGACUGCUCUAAAAGCUCCCGAGGCACGUCAAGAACCUCGACAGCACGCCUCAGGCAACAAGUCUAACCACUCGAAGAGCUUCGUCUAUGUGGUCGAAGACAAAAACCCAUCCCCGGGAUCGACUGUCGUCGUGCGCAAGAAAGGUUGGAACGUCUGGGAGUACGACGAGAAGCCGCAAACCUCUUCGACACCUUCAACUUCGAGUCCUGGCUCGGCCGAGCCAAACCUAUGGUGCAGCUACCAUCAGGCCAAGGCACACGAUACGAGGAAUUGCAGGCAUCUGGUCGAUGCCCUCUUCUCAUCUUAUGAAAAUGGAACAGCCAACGUCAAGCUUCCCAAGCCCAGGCCAAACAACACCAAGAGCUGGAGCAAAAACAAAGAAAAGAAAGCUCAGAAUAAUCAAGAUAAGUCCGGAACUCGGCCAAAGCGCACAGAGGAUGACAAGCCAGAAGAGCGAGACGAAAACGAGGGCGAAGCACAACUCGAAGAAGAGCAACCUCGUAAUCGUCGACGUGUCCAAGUCAUCCUCGCACGACCAAGUCCCUCUUCAGAUGAAGAAGAGGACAAACAGGUCCACGACUCGCACGAGUACUCCAGCAAGUGA